GUGAAUAGUGCUCCCGAACCUUUUGAGUCAUUUUGUUUGACUGAAAAAGUGGAAGUGGCAGAAUUUAGCUGUGAAAAAUUACUGGAGUUAGGCACCAAAAUUGAAGAUGAAAAAUUCAGACCUGGACAGCUGAGCUACAGAGGGUAAUUCUUCAUCGGACAGAACGUAACCUGACUGAGGACUGAGGUUACCAUGUGGCGUUGUUGGAUGCCAUUCAUCUUGGCCUGGGUAUCCAUGGGAACCCCAAUGCUCUGCCAAAGUGGGGAUGGUGAUUGGGGUUCAGGCUUUGGUAUUUAUUCUGCCGUAAUGGCCACCAAUGACACAUCUCAGGCAGUUGGUGAUGAGCCUGCGAGGAUGAAAAACAACCAUGACUGGAUCGCAUCAGCUGCAUUUUCACCAUCACCCUCACCUACGCUGCACUUUGAGCCCCACCCGGACAAGUGCUCCGUGCACUUCAGCACUAACACUGCUUCAGCCCGAAGGCUGAAGGCCCAGAAAGAGGAGCUGGCUUAUCUGCAGGCCAUCAAGCGCGGAAACGAAGCGGUGAUGGAGAACUUGGUGCAGUUCGUGGAGGCAGAGCUGGGAGAGCAGAGUUAUGAGGACGUAAUCAAAGAAAAUAUCAUCGGCAUCCAGGAGGACCACAAGAGCUGUCAUGAGGUGGUGGAGAAAGCUGAAGAAGAUCUAGAAAAGCAGCUGGAGGGGGACGUGUUGGACGCCUUCGCUGGGAUGCAGAAAAUCAGAGAAGAGUCCUUGGCUUUUGAAGACAUGCUUCGUACUGCAGUGGACAUCGCCAACAGGCUAGAGACCACAUCACAGGCCCUGCAGGCCUCGUUCACCAAGCAGCUGAAAGACAUUACCAAAAUCCAUCACUGAAGAAGCAUUGAAAAGCUUUUAAAAACUGUUCACAUGUCAUCCUCUAACUCAUGGAAGAUGCACCAACUGUAAGAAUGAACAAAGACGAAGCUCUGACAAUUGAUAAUUUUACCACAUGUGAAAGAUGAAAGAAAACAGCAAAAACAAAUUUUUGGGUGAAAAAAAAACACAUUUCCCUCUUACGGAAGUUAUACCCCCAGUAACCCAUAAAAUAUUUUUUUCCAUCCACGCAUUAUUUGUGGAAUUUGGUGAGGUCAAACAUGGCAACAGUAUGUGGUGCAGGUUUGAGCCAAGUUGAGUGUUUAUGGAUCAAACUAGAUUGGCCUUCGGAGACCAAACAUAAUGACUCUGUUAGUCUUCUCCAGAGGAAGCUAUGGAUCGGCCAUCUGGUUCCAGGGUGAGGAUGGAGGCCAGGAUACACUUACGAUGACUAGUGUGUUUCAAAGGUGAUUUUUUUUUUUUUUUUGGCAAAUGUGAAAAAAAAAAGAAAAAGAAGAAAAAAGAAGAAGAAGACUGCAACAGGGGCAGCUUUGUUAUUCUGAAAUAUCUGUGGACAAGACAUUGUAUAUAUGACUAGACAGUUCCUGUCAUCAGGAAGAAAUACACGGGGACACAACCAUAAGAAAACUCGAUAAAGCUCUUAAAACUCUGAAUAUGCACAUUGUUUAAAGAAAUGUUUGUAAGGUCAUGUGUGUUUGUUGGAUUUACCCCUUCAAACGUGACAGUAAAGCUUUAGGUUUGUGUCCACUUCCACUGUUGACGAUGUGAAUUGUUCUCUAUUGCCAUGACUCAUGAGAGCAAAUGCUUUGAUUUUAUUUGCAAUCAGAAAAUAUGUAAUUGUAUGAAUUUGUAUGAUAUGAAGUACAUAUGAUCCAGUAAAGAGCAACAAACAAAA
Molecule: messenger RNA, 1768 nt
Organism: Toxotes jaculatrix (banded archerfish)
Lineage: Eukaryota; Metazoa; Chordata; Actinopteri; Toxotidae
Exons: 4
Coding region: 193-873 (226 amino acids)
Source: RefSeq, a predicted model, not a curated record